AGGGUGUUUGCGGAAGUCAUUCCUGCGGAAGCUGUUUCAUAAGAAGUGGCACCUGACUCUGUAGCAGCAUAAAAGCAGCCCACAGAAUACAGCUGUCAAAACCAGCAUGACACACACAAGCUGAUUUCCGUGAACGGGGAACAGGAGGAACGUUACCAAUUUUACCAUGGAAACAUCAGAUUUCAUGCUCGAAAGCAAUUCUAUGGACUAUGCAAACUACACAAAUGAUAACGAGACAGAUUUAGACUUUGUUUACAAUGACCAAGGACAUCACAUUUGCUUGGGAGAAAUUCUGUGCAUGUUGCUACUGGCUGCAAAUGUGAUCAUCAUUGUGCUGGGGGUGGUGGGAAAUGGUGUGGUGAUCUGGAUCGCAGGUUUUAAGAUGAAGAAGACUAUCAACACCACCUGGUACCUCAGCCUGGCCAUUUCCGACUUCAUAUUUUGUGCCACCUUGCCCUUCAACACUUUUUAUAUAGCCACGGAAGACUGGAUCUUCGGACAUUUCAUGUGCAGGUUGACUUCCUUUGUGAUGUUCCUCAACAUGUUCAGCAGCAUCUUUCUUCUUGUCAUCAUCAGCAUGGAUCGUUGCAUAGCUGUCAUGUUUCCUGUGUGGGCACAGAACCAGCGUACGAUAAAGAAGGCUUCAUUGAUUGUCCUCCUCGCAUGGGUUUUAUCGGUGUCCUUGAGUAUGCCGUCUGCCAUUUUCCGUGAUGUUCAGCACCAUCUAGACAGGACCAGGUGUCACAACAAUUAUUUUAUCAUAGACAGCCACAAAUAUAUAGCUAUUUGCCGGUUUAUUUCUGGGUUCCUGAUCCCGUUCCUGUUCAUCAUGGUCUGCUACUUGUUCAUUAUCUUCAAACUGAGAAGCAACCAGAUGGCGAAAUCCACAAAGCCGUUCAAAAUCAUGACAGCUCUUAUUGUGACCUUCUUCUUCUGCUGGCUGCCUUACCACACUUUUGUGCUGGCUGAACUGAACCAAAGCCUUCCCACCAAGAUCAUCAUCUACGGGCUCAGGAUCGGAACCUCCAUGGCUUCAGCCAACAGCUUUCUCAACCCCAUCCUCUACGUCUUCAUGGGCAACGAUUUCAGGCAGAAGUUUAAGAUCUCCAUCCUGUCUAAGAUCGAGAACGCGAUAGGAGAGGAAGGACUAUGGAUGCCAGAGCUUCGACUCACAUCUGAGUAUAAACUGGGAAGCUGAUCAAAAAUCAGGGUUCUGAUUCAUUUGUAUAUAGUGUGUUUCAGUAAGUCAUGUUCCUGACUGUGAGAAGAAUAAUCCGUUGCUUUUAAAAACAAUUCACUUCGAUUUGAAUUGCAUAGCAUGUUCGACAAUAGAUAAAGUAACAAAGUCGAAUUUCAAAGCAGAAAUUUGGAUUGAGGGGGCAAUCAAAUGACCACACGAAGAAGCUUUUUUCCUCUUGGGAAAGCACCCCAGAUGACAGGUUUAUGUAGCGUUUGGAUUUGCACAAGUGAUCUGAUGAUCGCACUAUAAAUGCAUUUGGUAAAAAAAAGCUAUUGAUAGAUAGAUUGUCAACACAUGCAUUGUCAAUUGUCCAUAUUCACAUGCAUAAUAUAUACUGUAUAUAUUUUUUUACAGUACCUUACGUGUGUGUGUAUGGGGGGGCAGCUCUUAAAGAAGAACUGAGAAAAAUGACAUUGCUUAAAAAAGUCUGACCGGACCCAUAACUAUGAUACUAAAAGACUUUUUGGAAUUGGGCAUUCAAAACGGUGUUAUUGCUCCUAACAAAAAUACACCCACGGUAUGAGUGAAAGCCUGAGCUUGACAGUACAUGUGGUUGUCGAGAAAUUAGAGAAGCCAUCGAGAUUCUCAUCUCUGAAAUGCACCGGUCAUAUUUAAGCCUGCUAAGGCCCAUGCACAGCAUUUGAUCUUCUGAAAUGAGGCCCAGGAAGUUAAUGAAAGAAUCUAGGUGUUGCUGUUAAUGCCCAAUUUUAUAUCUUUCAAGCUCCAUAAAUAUACAUUGACUAUAUUCAGCUGUCAUAGUCAAUGUAUAUUUAUGGAGCUUGAAAGAUAUAAAAUAUAUAUACUGUAUAUAUAUAUGAAUUUUGUAUAUUUGAACUACAUGUAUAGGAGGUUAAAUAUUUCUUUUCCAGAUUUAACAGUGAAGAGAAUCUAUGAACUAAAUUGUGACAAAUGUUGAAAUGUUAUUUGUUUAAAGUUUAAUGUUUAAAGUCACUAAGUGCUUCAGUACGACCCUACAGUCAACGUCUGAAAUGCAUGUUGCAUGGCUUUGUACUUUGAACCUGUUAUGGGAAAGUGCUCAAAUACAUUAACAGUCAUAAUGUAGCGCUGUACAGUGUGGCUUAACAGGUGAACUAAGGGCAAAGUUUUUCAACCAUGAUGAAUAAACAGCUUCAGAUUAAAUAAAAUACAAUCAAUGUCAACAAUUUUAGAAUUAAAACCAUAUUGGUUUAUUAAAUUUGAGCCAUAUUCAUUUACUUAGCUUUUGACUGAUUAAAUUGUUUUCUUCUUUCGACCUUUUCCAUUAGGGGUCGCCACAGCGGAUCAUCCGUCUCCACACCCCCCUG
Molecule: messenger RNA, 2544 nt
Organism: Silurus meridionalis
Lineage: Eukaryota; Metazoa; Chordata; Actinopteri; Siluriformes; Siluridae
Product: chemerin-like receptor 1
Exons: 2
Coding region: 167-1198 (343 amino acids)
Biological process (GO): inflammatory response; regulation of calcium-mediated signaling; chemotaxis
Cellular component (GO): plasma membrane
Molecular function (GO): complement receptor activity; G protein-coupled receptor activity
Source: RefSeq, a predicted model, not a curated record